Molecule: messenger RNA, 2125 nt
Organism: Nematostella vectensis (starlet sea anemone)
Lineage: Eukaryota; Metazoa; Cnidaria; Anthozoa; Actiniaria; Edwardsiidae
Product: G-protein coupled receptor 1
Exons: 14
Coding region: 19-1152 (377 amino acids)
Biological process (GO): adenylate cyclase-activating G protein-coupled receptor signaling pathway; cell surface receptor signaling pathway
Cellular component (GO): plasma membrane
Molecular function (GO): G protein-coupled receptor activity
Source: RefSeq, a predicted model, not a curated record
GCAUUUUCUGGUUGGUUUAUGAAGGAGGUUCGUACAGCGAUUGUUCGACAAAACAUCAAAAUGGUUGAAACUAGAUGUUCUUUAUUCCCCGAGAACCCGGCCUAUUGCGAUGCGAUCGUCGGAGUUAAACGAACCAUCGCUACGAUUUCGAUGAUUGGAAGCCUCUUCAUUGUGUUUAUCAUAUGGCUGUUCAAGAAGUACAAGUACUUCACUCAGAGACUUAUUCUGUUCCUGAGUAUUGCAGCCUUUCUCAAUGCUGUUGCAAUGUUUAUGGGUGUGCUACAUCCGAAACCAGGGGCCCAGUGCAUUUUUCAAGCAUGGUGGCUGUCUUUCUUUGAUUAUGCCUUGCUACUGUGGGUGUGCUGUAUAACAUUCAACUUGUACAGGAAUGCAAUAAAUAAAGUCAGGACUGAACAUUUUGAAAAAUGGUAUCACUUGGUGUCGUGGGGUAUUCCGCUGGUCUGCUCGCUGCUACCAUUCGUCGGUGACCAUUAUGGACCAGCAGGAGCAUGGUGUUGGAUUGCUGACAAUAGUGAAGACGUUUCUCUUUGGAGAUUCAUGAUAUGGUAUGUUCCUCUUUUCAUCUGCAUUCUUGCCAUGUUUGCAACAUAUGCCUACAUCUUUAUCAGCUACAGAAAACAGGCUAAAAGUUGGGGAGGGACAUACAGUGCUGAAGAUGAGCGAAAUAAGGCCAUGAUGAAAGAACAUGUUCGUCCACUGAUGGCCUACCCAUGCAUCUAUCUCGCCACUUCUAUAUUUCCUCUGAUUCACAGGAUCUACAAUGCCUCGACAAGCACGCCCAGUUUCCCACUUCUUCUGUUACAUGUGAUCUCAACACCACUCAUAGGCGCACUGAAUGCAGUUUUCUUUGGCAUUGACAAGGAGACACUCGGUCGACUUAAUUGGCCUCAGAUGAAGGUCGCAUUCCAGCAACACUCCAAAACGCGUAAACCGCUGGUAAGAGAAUAUCCCGUGGGCGACACCACGGAGACUCGGCCCAAUGACGACUCAUCCUGGGGAUCCACAGGGUCUAGCGAUGCACGUGAUACGCAUGCGCCGCCAACACUACAACCGCCGACCGUACACAUCACGGGCCCAACACCACCAUCAUCGCAUCGAGGAUCCACCAAUGAAAUUACGAGGGACGAGUGAAAAUAAUCAGAUGAUAAUGGUUUCAAGAUAAAAUGAUAAUAGGGUUAGCGCUUAGAGAUCACGUGACCUUUUUGGGUGGCAAAUUCAAAACAAAAUAAUCAAACCAAAAAAUCAGAAAUCACUGCGCCCAUCAUAACAGAGAACGACGAAGAAAUAAACUAUUUAAACAAAACUUAACCCUUUCUGAAAAAAAGAGUCCUUGGUUGUUUUUGUAAGUUUCGUUGCUGUUAUUUUGCCGCUAAAAGGCUGAGCGCGCGCAAAUUUGCCACCCAAAAAGUCACGUGAUGUCAGCGCAAGUCCCUAUUGUGUAAGAUAUAGAUAGUAUCAUGAAACACUUUCCACAGUUAAAUUAAUUUUAAAAGCAUAAAAUACGGAUUGAUGCUUACUUUUCCAUAAAUUUGGUUUUUAAUAUAUGAAAAUAAUGAAACUCCUGAGCGACAAUGGCUUCGGUGGCCGUCUUUUAUAAUAUUUGAAUCCCCUUGCUUCAUUAGUAUCUUAUACAGAUCAAGGUCAAAUCAAUGGGCCCCUAUCAAUUGCUAAUAGGUGUGUAUAAAAUAAAAGUAGUACGUCAUUGCAGAGUCGGUCAAGCGCCUUGUGAUGCCCGCACCCUGUAAAAGAUGCCCUACAAUAUCCUUUUCCAGUCCUUUAGGACCGGAAAAGGGGAGUAUCCACGAAUUGUUAAAGGGGGGCGUGCAUUCUUAGGUAUCAUGUGGAAAAAGUAUAGUAUUUCGGUGGGGAAAACGGUGAUUAGGCCCCCCUUCCCUUUUACGAACCUGUAUAAAGGUGGACUCAGUUGUCCGUCACCCCCUUUUCAAACACUAUCAACAAUCUUUCUGUACAGAUUACUCUCAUGAGAAACAUAUUUUGUCGGGUGAGACAGGCUAAAAUGAAUUUCAGUUUCAAAUAUACCAGUUUGUAAAUAUCUUUUAGGGGCUUUGUAAGUAGUGUUACCAAUAAAGUAUAUACAUAAUUA